Molecule: messenger RNA, 2270 nt
Organism: Cydia strobilella
Lineage: Eukaryota; Metazoa; Arthropoda; Insecta; Lepidoptera; Tortricidae
Exons: 4
Coding region: 121-702 (193 amino acids)
Source: RefSeq, a predicted model, not a curated record
GAAGUGUGCAAUCUGCAGCCAGCGUCCGAGCACAUUAGAUAAGUGCCCAUUGACAGUCGCCUCCAUCCGCACGUCGCGUUCGGACCGUUCUGUGAUCUGUAUACUUAGUAUACUUACACGAUGUAUUGUGACUUCCCUGAGUUGGGGCGGUGCUGCUUCUGCAUGCCGCUAAGGAGGGGGGUGUUGACGUUUGGAUACCUCAAUUUCUUCUUCUCGGUGUUCAUGCUCGGCGUGUACAGCUACUACAUCAACGCGGCCUCCGGCAACCUCCACCUCAUCUACCACGGCUCGCUGUCGAUGAUCCCCGCCGAGGCAUGCCUCUUCAUCUACUGUCUCGAAAUCCUCUUCAACCUGAUUCUGCUGUACGGCACUCACUUGAAAAAGCUUCUGUUCGUGAAGAUAUUCUACUACUUCGCCAUCGUGUCGACGGUGGCGUCGGUGCUGAUCCAGCUGCUGGACGCGUCGGAGAUGUGGAUGCGGCUGGUCAUCGAGACCGUCUCGCUCACGUUUGCGGGCUUGUGUCUCCAGUUAUACCUCAUCAUCUUAGUUCGGAGUCUGAUCAAAAAGAUGAUGGUAGACGGAGACCAUGUCUUCGAGAAUCAGCUUCACCAGAUCGUCACUGGAGAUCGAAAGUUCAACAACGCCAGCAACGGCAUUUAUGAUGCCAACACCGUCGUUCCGAAUAAUCCGACUGAUGUUUAAUGAGGGGUCUCAAAAUAAAAUGUAAGAACUUGGCUGUGUUUAUGUGAGUUUGUGUUGAUUAUUAUAGUGUUAACUGUCAGAAUGAAUUGGAUAACACGGUGAAAUGAAAACAUUUUUGUGUCUUCUGUAUAUAAGUAAGUAGGUAUUUAUAUUUUUAAGGUGUCCUAAUAAUGUUAUAAAUUAUAAACAACUCUUUAGCAACAUUCGGAAACCUUUGAAAUUCUAACUUUACCAAAAGUAGUAACUUUCGGUAUUGAGAGUGUUUGUUUGCUUUGUUGCUUCUAAUGAGGGUUAUCGUUUUUUUGCUCACCAGUUGGCGCCUCUGUUGAUGGUGGUCCAAAAGACUAAAAGAACAACUGUCAGUCAUUGAAGUGACAAGUGUCAUUUGACAUUUCGAACUAUGGAAAAGACCACCAUCUACACUAGAAUUCAUACGCGUUAGCCCUUAUUCAGCCUUUUUGACGUAAAUUAAAGCGCAGCGGCAGCGAGAAAUUGUGCCAAUUUAGCUAACUAAAAUCCCAAUAUUAGAUUUUACGAUUUUGUAUUUGUCAUGUAUUUAAUAAUACAAGCGCUUUCAUUUACAAUGUGCACUAAAAAUGUCCAUAACAUGCAUUAGUUAUUUGUUUUAACCGCUCGUGAGUAUUGAUAUAGCAAGCGAAAGAUUCCAAAAUUGAACCUCUAGCGUAGCGAGUGGUUCGAAAAAUAGAAUCUUAAGCGUUGCGAGGGUUUCAAAGCACGAGGGUUAAACAAAUUUUGCCCCCGAGUGAAACACAAAAUUUUUCACCAUACCAACCUGAAGAAAAUAUUAACUGUAAGAUAUCAAACUGAAUCAAGUCCAAGUGAACGUCAUUAAAUAUUUAGGUAUCAUUCAAAAUCAUCAUUUAAAAGUCAAUUCUAUGAGCAAACAUAAGGAAACAACUCAAAAUUUGCACCAUUACUUUGCCCCACAUGUGGAUAAAAUGCAACUUUGUCAUCAGUUUUUGAACAAUCAAGAGAGCCUGUACCAGCUGGGGCCCAUUUCUCGAACGGUAUUAGUCUAAUAUUAUUAGUGUGCUGCCAUGGUAACCCAUACGAUUUGACAGUUCGUGGGCUAAUAAUAUUAGUCUGAUACCGUUCGAGAAAUGGGCCCCUGGUGUGGUGAAAAUUAUUGCAUAGGUAUUACCUUGACUUGUAAAUAUUAUAAAGCUUCAAAUGACCUUUUAAGAUGUAAGUUUAAGCCAAAGAGCUAAUAUUAAUUUUUAAGUAUUUUUUACGAUUACUUCUAUCAAAAUACUCUAGGUAUGGUAAACUAUUUAUUUUGUAUCACAGCAUAUGUUUUGCUUGAUAUGUCAAUUAAUUAAAAAUACGAGGCUUGUUACUUACUACAAGGCGACUUUUAAUUGUUAUUAAAUACAAUAUAUUAACUUUUUUUUAUGUAGAAUUCUCAAUAAUUAUUCUAAAACGGUAGAAUGUCACUAAUGUGUGUAGUACUUUAUUUACUAUUUAUUGUGAUGGAGAUGUAUUUUCUAUUAAAAACAAAAUUAUAAUAACCAAAAGAGACUUACACGACAAUAAAAUGAGAAAAAUUA